AUGUCCAGUGGUGGCAAGGGAGAAAGGGGCUGGGAAAGGGAGGAGCGAAGCGUCAACACAAGGGACAACAUCCACAGAAUCACCAAGCCGAGGAUUCAGGACUUGGCUCGUAGAGGUGGGGUGAAGAGAAUCAACGGAGUGAUCUAUGAGACUCGAGACAUUCUUAAGAUCUUCUUGGAGAAUAUCAUCGGCGAUACUGUGACCUACACAGAGAACUCCUGA
Linum tenue is the source of this 222-nucleotide messenger RNA. NCBI's taxonomy places the organism in Eukaryota, Viridiplantae, Streptophyta, Magnoliopsida, Malpighiales, Linaceae. The record is from the annotation of a GenBank genome assembly.